CGCUGUUUUUUUUCGUUACCUAUAAUUGGGCAGAAUUUUCAAAGAGGAUUAAUUCAGAUGGGGAGAGCUCGGUUCACGGUUUUGGGGAUUUUAAUCAUCAUUUUUCAGACUUUGACUUUAGUGUCUACUGAGGAUCCAAAAUGUCAACCUGGAUUCCAGUCAGAGUUGUUGAGUUUCACAGUGACCAGAAAGAACCUAAGAGCGGGCACGAGGCUGGGCAAAGUGGGCUUCACUGACUGCACAGACCGCACAAGAUUUCUUUUCAACAGUGAUGACAGCCGCUUCAUGGUACAGACAGACGGCACACUGAUGGUGAAGAGACAUGUUGUUCUUCAUGAUGGACACAUAGAAUUCUUCAUCCACUCCUGGGACUCACAAGGUCGCAAGAUGACAGUUCCUGUCAUGGUAGUGGACCACGGGCAUCACCAUGGGAAUCACCAUGGCAACCAUCACCAAAAUGAAGAGCAUCAACAUAGAGACCAUAAACACCACAACCAUCAGCAACACCAUUCUGAAGUAGACUCUGCAAAAACCACAGAGAGUGCAACUGAUCCAGUGGUGCCUGUUCUGCAUUUCCCCAAGUCUGGUGAAGGACUGAGGAGGAAGAAGAGAGAAUGGGUUAUUCCUACCAUCAAUGUUCCUGAGAAUGAGAGGGGACCAUACCCCUUAAAAGUAACUCAGAUCCGAUCCAAUGCCGAUAAACUAUAUAACAUGUAUUACGGCAUUACUGGUCCAGGAGCUGAUCAGGAGCCUGUCAACCUUUUCACCAUAGACGGACACACUGGUUUUUUGUACGUCACACAGCCACUGGACAGAGAAAGGCAGGCCAAGUACAUGUUUCAGGCACAUGCUGUGGCAGUGGGUUUAGGAAAUGCUGAGGAGCCCAUUGAAAUUAUCGUGAAUGUAAUUGACCAGAAUGACAACAGACCACUUUUUGACAAGGACACCUACUUGGGAGAAGUUGCUGAGGCCUCAAAAAUAGGUUCAGAUGUGAUUACGGUCACAGCCAUAGAUCUGGACCAGCAAAACCAUGACAACUCGGAUAUCCGCUACCGUAUUAUGAGCCAGAACCCAAAGUUGCCCAGCGAUGCGUUUGUCAUCAACCCAUUGACCGGAGCCAUCAGCCUCAAUGCUGCUGGGCUAGACAGAGAGCAAUACCCAAAGUUCACUCUGGAGGUAGAGGCAGCUGACAUGAGGGGAGAAGGGUUGAGUGCAGGAGCAACAGUAAUCCUCACUGUCACAGAUAGAAUAGACAAUAAUAAUCCAGACAGUCAGCCCUCGAGCGCAGCUGAUCCAGUGGUGCCUGUUCUGCAUUUCCCCAAGUCUAGUGAAGGACUGAGGAGGAGGAAGAGAGAAUGGGUUAUUCCUGACAUCAAUGUUCCUGAGAAUCAGAGAGGACCAUACCCCUUAAAAGUAUCUCAGAUCCGAUCCAAUGAAGAUAAAAUAAAGAAGAUUUAUUACGGCAUUACUGGUCCAGGAGCUGAUCAGGAGCCUGUCAACCUUUUCACCAUGGACAGACUCACUGGUAUUCUGUACGUCACACAGCCACUGGACAGAGAAAACCAGGCCAAGUACAUGUUUCAGGCACAUGCUGUGGCAGAAGGUGCAGGAAAUGCUGAGGAGCCCAUUGAAAUUGACGUGAAUGUAAUUGACCAGAACGACAACAAACCGCUUUUUGAAAAGGACACCUACUUGGGAGAAGUUGCUGAGGCCUCAAAAAUAGGUUCAGAUGUGAUUACGGUCACAGCCAUAGAUCUGGACCAGCAAAACCAUGACAACUCGGAUAUCCGCUACCGUAUUAUGAGCCAGGACCCAAAGUUGCCCAGCGACUCUCUGUUUAUCGCCAACCCCUUGACUGGAGCCAUCAGAGUCAAUGCUGGUGGUCUAGACAGAGAGAAAUACCCAAAGUACACUCUGGAAGUACAAGCAGCUGACAUGAAGGGAGAGGGACUGAGUACAACAACGAAAGUAAUCCUCACUGUGACAGAUAGUAAUGACAACGCUCCAGUCUUCACUCAGCCCUCUUAUGAGGUAACAGUUGCAAAAAAUAAUGUGGGUGCUGUGGUCCUUACCAUGUCAGUAACAGAUGGGGAUGAGCCACAUUCCCCAGCCUGGAACGCCAAGUUCAGGAUUGUUGAUGGUGAUCCUGGAAACAUUUUCAGUGUGAGCACAGGAGUUAACAAACAUGAAGGAAUCCUCACCACUGUAAAGGGUGCUGACUUUGAGAGGUCCGGCAAACACACUCUGAUGAUUGCAGUGGAGAAUGAGGUUCCUUUUGCUUUUUCACUCCCUACUGCCACCGCCACUGUAGUGGUGACUGUGGAAUACAUCAAUGAAGUUCCGUUCUUUGAUCCAGUGGAAAAGCUUGUGUCUAAACCAGAGGACCUUGCCAUCGACAGUGAGGUGGUGCGCUACACUGCUAAUGAUCCGGACAUUGCACGCAAACAGACAGUCUCGUAUAAGGUAGUUAGUGACCCAGCGGGCUGGUUGACUGUGAACAAAGACACGGGCGUGAUUACAGUGAAGAGCGCCAUGGACAGAGAGUCUCACUUUGUAAAGGACAACAAAUACACAGCACUCAUUGGUGCAUAUGACAAUGAUGAAGUCCCAGCCACAGGAACUGGUACCCUGAUCAUCCAGCUUGAAGAUGUUAAUGACAACGCACCCUCCAUUGUAGAACGUGAAUUCACUGUGUGUAACAAGGAAGGCACUCCUCAGUUGCUGUCAGUAAUAGAUAAAGACGGACCGGGCUUCACUGCUCCAUACAGUGUCUCUCUACAGGGCAUGAGUAAGGCUCACUGGACUGCUAGGAUGAACGACUCCAAAACAGGCAUCAUCCUGAAUAUGGCUACUGAACUACCAAUAGGAGUGUACCCUGUGGUCCUGAGGGUUUCCGACAAUGAGGGCAUGGAGCAGGACAGCAGCUUGAUGAUCACUGUGUGCAACUGCAAACAGGGGCGCUGCCAGGGAUUUCGGGCCCCGUGA
Molecule: messenger RNA, 2985 nt
Organism: Scomber scombrus (Atlantic mackerel)
Lineage: Eukaryota; Metazoa; Chordata; Actinopteri; Scombriformes; Scombridae
Product: B-cadherin
Exons: 20
Coding region: 58-2985 (975 amino acids)
Biological process (GO): cell morphogenesis; multicellular organism development; adherens junction organization
Cellular component (GO): catenin complex; plasma membrane; cytoplasm
Molecular function (GO): cadherin binding; calcium ion binding
Source: RefSeq, a predicted model, not a curated record